CAUGAAAAAUCCCCAAUGGCUCAUCACGUCCUCCUCCUCCUCCUCCUCCUCCUCUCCCUCGCCGCGGCGGCCGCGGUCGCCGCCGCCGACGCCGACGCCGACGCCGACGCCGAGGACCCCCUAAUCCGUCAGGCGGUGCCCGGCGGCGACGACAACGACCGGGAUCUGAACGCGGAGUCCCACUUCCUGAGCUUCGUGCAGCGGUUCGGCAAGUCCUACAAGGACGCCGACGAGCACGCGUACCGACUGUCCGUGUUCAAGUCCAACCUGCGCCGCGCGCGCCGCCACCAGCUGCUGGACCCGUCGGCGGAGCACGGCAUCACCAAGUUCUCCGACCUGACGCCGGCCGAGUUCCGCCGGACCUACCUCGGCCUCCGCAAGUCCCGGCGCGCGCUCCUCAGGGAGCUCGGGGGCUCGGCGCACGAGGCGCCCGUGCUCCCCACCGACGGCCUCCCCGAGGACUUCGACUGGAGGGACCACGGCGCCGUCGGCCCCGUCAAGAACCAGGGUGCGCACUAUCUCGCUACCGGCAAGCUGGAGGUGCUCUCCGAGCAGCAGUUUGUCGACUGCGACCAUGAGGGCCGUGGCGUCAAGGCAAACAAGCUGAAUGCGCUUCCUCUGGAAACUGUGAGCUCUUUGAAAGAACCUGUCGGCAUUGUCUUCUCGGAUGAACUGGGCGGGUUGUCGAAAGAAUCGACUGAAUCUGAGGGGCAAGAAUUGCCAUCGAGAAAGGCAGGGGAGCACAAGAGCUGCGUGCUCUCUGAAGUCACGGCGGCUGCUGAUGGCAUCGAAGUGCUCGAGCAAGUGCCGAGGCGGGAGGCACAGGAUGGUGGCUUGGUGAGUACCGACUCAGAAGAGCAAGAGAAAACCACCGGAUCACAGCAGCAAUCAUCUUCAGAGGAAAUUUUACUGGAGACUAUGCCUAAACAGACAUCUGACAAGUUUGUUGCGGAGAACUCCCUAACAGCUAGAACAGAUGGUAAAACUAAAAGCUUUGUUUUGCCUGAUACGCGGAUCCGGAAUAUCAAGGAUCAGUUAAUCAAGGCAAAAGUCUACCUUGGCCUUGGAUCCAUUAGAGCAAAUUCCCAGUACCUAAAAGACUUAAGGCAGAGGAUACGAGAAGUCCAAAAGGUGCUUGGUGAUGCAUCUAAGGACACUGAUCUACCAAAGAAUGCAAAUGAGAAGGUUAAAGCACUGGAGCAGAUGCUGAUUAAGGGCAGACAGAUGCAGGAUGAUUGUUCUAUUGUUGUCAAAAAGCUUCGAGCUAUGCUUCACUCAGCAGAGGAGCAGCUGCAUGCACACAAGAAGCAGACUGUUUUUCUGACACAACUUGCAGCUAAAACCCUUCCUAAAGGUCUUCACUGCCUCCCCCUGAGGCUAGCUAACGAAUACUUUUCAUUGGAUCCUGAUCGGCAGCAGUUCCCAAACCAACAUAAACUCACUAACCCAAAACUGUAUCAUUAUGCCUUGUUCUCGGAUAAUAUACUAGCAACAGCAGUUGUUGUAAAUUCAACAGUGUUAAAUGCCAAGCAUCCUUCUGAUCAUGUCUUCCACAUAGUAACUGACAGACUGAAUUAUGCUCCAAUGAGAAUGUGGUUCCUUUCUAAUCCUCCUGGAAAGGCAACAAUUGAAGUACAGAACAUUGGGGAGUUUACAUGGCUAAAUGACAGCUACAGUCCAGUGCUCAAACAACUUGGGUCUCAGUCCAUGAUUGAUUACUACUUUGGAACAAAUCGUGCAAACCCAGAUUCAAAUUUGAAAUACCGAAAUCCAAAAUAUUUGUCAAUCCUUAAUCAUUUGCGAUUUUACUUACCUGAGAUUUAUCCAAAGCUUGACAAGAUGGUCUUUCUUGAUGAUGAUAUAGUAGUAAAGAAGGAUCUGACUGGCCUCUGGUCAAUCAAUAUGAAGGGGAAGGUAAAUGGUGCUGUCGAGACUUGUGGAGAGAGCUUCCAUCGCUUCGAUCGUUACCUGAAUUUCUCAAAUCAUGUUAUUGCCAAGAAUUUUGACCCCCAUGCUUGUGGUUGGGCUUUUGGAAUGAAUGUGUUUGAUCUGGCUGAAUGGAAGAGGCAGAACAUAACCCAAAUCUAUCACUCAUGGCAGAAGCUUAAUCAAGACAGAUCGCUUUGGAAACUUGGCACUCUCCCUCCAGGUUUGAUCACAUUCUGGAACAAGACAUUCCCCCUCAGCCGGUCGUGGCAUGUUCUUGGUCUAGGUUACAACCCCCAUGUAAACAGCAGAGACAUUGAACGUGCCGCAGUCAUACAUUACAAUGGCAACAUGAAGCCCUGGCUAGAGAUUGGCCUGCCCAAGUUCCAAAGCUACUGGUCAAAGUAUCUAGAUUAUGACCAACCUUUCCUGCAGGAAUGCAACAUCAAUCCAUAAAGGAAGAUUGCACUUUCAAUCCCAUCUGACAUAACCAAUAGCUUGUUUUUUUUUGUGCUGAUAUGCUCUGUAGUCUAGUUAGCCUAAUAUUCAUUGAAUUCGCGUUUUAGAUUCUGGUUGCUAAUCAAAUUGCUUCUUGUUAACCCCUCUGCAUAAUUGCAGAUAUAGUUGUAAUGCUUGAAAGUACAUGAUUUAGAGCAAGAAACAAAAAUGUAGUGGAACACCCUCGCCAUUCUGUACUGAAUAGUUCACUGCAGCUUUGGUCACCAGAAAGUUGAACUCAGUUCAAAUGACAAAUUGUAUUCAACUGGAUAUCAUAUUGCACUCAUCA
Panicum virgatum (switchgrass) is the source of this 2713-nucleotide messenger RNA. RefSeq names its product probable galacturonosyltransferase 4. The record is from RefSeq and is a predicted model, not a curated record. Gene Ontology annotation, molecular function: polygalacturonate 4-alpha-galacturonosyltransferase activity. The coding region runs from base 16 to 2382 and encodes 788 amino acids. The transcript has 9 exons. NCBI's taxonomy places the organism in Eukaryota, Viridiplantae, Streptophyta, Magnoliopsida, Poales, Poaceae.